AUUGUGGUUGAUCUGUAACAUAGUGAGUUUAGUUAAUUCUUUCCAAUCACCUGGAACUUGAACAAUGAAUCUAACUCUUGCUGAUUAUAAUUUGAAGCACUGUGGAAAAAUGAUGAUGGCGCUGAACGAGAUAUGGAGCCGUGGCAUCACAUAUGCAGUGUUCUUCAUGAAGAGCAGAAUAUACAAUGAAGUAAAACUGAAAAAUGAAUCCUCUUGAUGCUUAUGAUUUGAAGCACUGUGGGAAAAUGAUGAUGGCCCUUAACGAACAAAGAGCAAGCAAAGAGUAUAGUGACUUCGCAAUUAUGGUCGGCGAUGAGAAAAUUCCAGCACACAGGAAUGUUCUGUCAGCAGGAUCGGAUUAUUUUCGUGCAAUGUUGUCUCAUGAAAAUGUUGAGAGCAGCACUGGCAUUGUGAAAAUGAAACAAGUUCAAUACUCAAGUGUGAAAAUUUGCAUCAAUUACAUUUACACUGGUAAUUUUCCCACUCCUGGUCGCGAGGGGCGUGAACAAUUGAUGUUUACCGCUCAUAUGCUCCAAUUACAAGGUAUGUGUGACGAAAUUGCCAUAUCCCUCGAGGAAGAACUGACCCCGGAAUCGUUCUAUUCAACAAAGAUGAUUGCAAACACUUUCAACUGCACCGGUUUAGUUGAAAGCUGCAACAAAUAUGCCCUGAGGAAUUUUCAAUUAAUUGCUGCUGAAGACGAUUUUAAACAUUUGGAUAAAGAUUAUGUUUCCUUCUUAUUGGAAUCAAAAGAAGUCAAUGCCUCUGAAGCUGUCAAGUGCAAAGCCGUGAUCAUCUGGACCAACUUCGAUGCCGAGGCUCGGGCAUCAACAUUUGAAGAAUUAUUUGGUAAUCUGGAUUUGACAAAAAUAUCAAGGAAAUAUCAGAAGUUUUUGUUGGAGAAAGAGCCAUUGGUAUUUAAUUCUAAUCGUUGCCUCAGAGCAUUUUUGAAGACUUUCACUGGUGGAUCACAAGUUGUGGCUGAAGAUAUCGACAUCAAAGAUGCAGGGAUAACUACCAGUCAACUUCAGCCAAAUAACGUGAUUGCGGUUUUUGACAAAAAUUCAAAAGCAAUUCAAGCAUUUAAUCCAAAGAUGAAAACUUGGACAAAACUGCAGGCCAUCAGUGACGAAUUUGUUGGCAAAGGCUUCACCGUUGCAGUACUUGGUUACUUCAUAUAUGUUCUUGUGAUUGAUGGGACCAAUUAUCAACUUAAUUAUAUUGAAACCAAUGCUACAUGGGUUAGACUGGCAGAUCGGAAGGAGACAAAGAAACGUGUGGCCGCUGUUGCAUUUAAAGGUUCCAUAUAUGCAUUUGAUAGUUCUGGCUCUAACAGUAAAACAGUUGAGAAAUUUGAUUCAUCUGAUGGAACUUGGUCCCAUGUCACUGAUAAACCUGUGGAAGGAUUUGACACAUCAGUAGUUGCUGCAGGAGGUUUCAUCUACUGUAUUGGAGGGUACAAAGAUGGGCGUAUAUCAAAUGCUAUAAAAUUCAAGCCAUCAGAUUCUACAUGGACGACACUUCCAUCAAUGCCGACUGCAAGAGACUGUGCAGCUGCAGUUAAACUUGAUGGGAAGAUUUAUGUCAUGGGUGGACAAAGCAAUGACUACUUGAACAUUGUGGAAUGCUUUGACACAGUUUCUGAAACAUGGACCACAGUUGCCAGAUUAAACAAUCCAAGAGGAUAUUUCAAAGCCUGUGUUGUUGAAGGAAAGAUAUUUGCUGUUGGAGGUCUGAAUUCCAAGAAUACAAUAGAAGAAUAUGAUCCCGCUGUAAACUCCUGGAAAGUUGUUGAAACAAUGGGUGGAAAAGACAUUCAGGGAUUGGCUUCCAUUGCUUUAAAUGUUGAAACAAUGACUGAAUAUCCCACGCCAACCUGAUCCCCUUUACGAUUAUGAUUGACAAUCACUUUAUUGAUUGAGAACUUGUAUGGAUUUAUUCAUCCUACGUGUUUGAUCAAAACAGCGAAUUUUCAAUAGAUUAUUAUGUUUUGUUUCUCAAUUUUAUAACUUGAGAAUACUUGAAUUCCAUUGUUGAUACUACGUAUAUCCAGAAGGCAUUGUUGUAUUAGCUCCAGUAAUUUUUAAUCUAUCAAUAGUUUUGCUCUUUUAGUGCGAUUGUAAUUUAUUUAGAAUAACUUGAACUAUUCAAGCCAAAUUAGAACAUGAGACUACAUAUACCUAGAACGAAUUGUUAGUAUCAAUUCCGUUAAUUUUCAAUCUAUCACUAAUCCUUGCUUUUCAGUGUGAUUUUAAAUUGUAAAUAUCAUUUUAUAUUGUCACAACGGGAACCAUUCAAGUCAAUGUUAGAACUUAAGAUUGUUUGGAUUCCAUUGUUCAGCUUCCAAAUAUCGGAAUGCAAUGUUUAUAUUUGCUUAGUAAUUGCUAUAUAUGUAUAACGGUUAUUACAUUGUACCAAUUCGUCUGUUUUAAAUUUGUGUAACAUUUAAUUUUCAGCAUUACGUAAAGAGAAAUCAUAAAAAUAAAAAAUAAAACUAAUUUGUAUGUAAA
This is a messenger RNA of Styela clava, 2510 nucleotides long. The record is from RefSeq and is a predicted model, not a curated record. Lineage: Eukaryota; Metazoa; Chordata; Ascidiacea; Stolidobranchia; Styelidae.